AUGCCACUAUUCCUUGAGGUAUUAUGCAAAGGACGACGCCUCUGGGCAGUGGUCGACAACGGUGUGUACCACUCGGUGUGUAACCGCGGGACGUUAGACAAGAUUGGAGAGAAAGCGGAGGUGACCCAGUUUUCAGCAACGAUGGUGGACGGUACAAAGGUUCCUAUCCACGGCGAAACAUCACUGCAGCUGCAUAUAGCAGCAGAGGAGGAGACGCUGAGUUCGGAUCUACCUGCAGCAGUUAAGGAGGUGUUGGAGCAGUAUAAGGACAUCAUGCCAGACGACAUACCUGCAGAAGUACCUCCAGCACGCACCUACGAGCACGAGAUCGUGGAGGAACUAGUGAUGCCGUUCGGACUCUGCAACGCACCAGCGACGUUCCAGGCGGAGAUGAACCAUAUCCUACGGCCCCUACUGGACGAGUGCAUAGUGCUGUACCUGGACGAGAUUCUGAUCUACUCCAAGAACAUGAAGGAGCACGUGGAGCAUCUGCGGAAAGUCUUCGAGAUCCUGCGGAAUAAUAAGUUCUAUGUGCAGGUGUCUAAGAGCGACUUCGCACUAAAUUAA
Closterium sp. Yama58-4 is the source of this 567-nucleotide messenger RNA. The record is from the annotation of a GenBank genome assembly. NCBI's taxonomy places the organism in Eukaryota, Viridiplantae, Streptophyta, Zygnematophyceae, Desmidiales, Closteriaceae.